Molecule: messenger RNA, 1277 nt
Organism: Mytilus trossulus (common blue mussel)
Lineage: Eukaryota; Metazoa; Mollusca; Bivalvia; Mytilida; Mytilidae
Product: galactosylceramide sulfotransferase-like
Exons: 2
Coding region: 186-1277 (363 amino acids)
Biological process (GO): glycolipid biosynthetic process
Cellular component (GO): membrane
Molecular function (GO): galactosylceramide sulfotransferase activity
Source: RefSeq, a predicted model, not a curated record
UUCGUAAACACAGAAUUAUUUCUCGGCGUAUAUUAUCAUAUUUAUGUGUCGCAUUCUCAACUCUUGUAAUCACAUACAACAUCAAAGGUUUGGGAAAUGGACAUAUUCAGUUACACGAAAGGAGUGGUAUUCAUAAAAAAUCGUGUAUUGAUUUUACCGGAUUAAAAUUAAAACACUGUGAAUACAUGGAAUAUGAGCAGAUGAUGGCAAACUUUACCGAGCAUCAAAAUGUGAGUGUAAAUGUUCAAACAGGAGAGGCUCCAGUAAAUCAAAGUAUAAGAAAUAUUAGAUAUAAAAAAGUGGCGUUUCUAAAAAUUCACAAAGCUGGAAGUUCAACAGCACAAAACAUUUUUUUACGGUACGGGUAUUCUAAAAAUCUAUUGUUUGUUCUUUCUAAAGUACGAAAAGAACAAUAUGAUAAUGUGAUAUCUCUUUCGUCAUCUCUGAAUGAAAAUAAUACUAUAUCGCCACCUAUGAAUAAAACGUUUGACGUAUUAUGCAACCAUGUACUAUAUAAUAGAGAGGCAUUUCAAAAGUAUAUUCCUGGUAAUACUGCCUAUAUUGGAAUUGUUAGAGAGCCAUUUGAAAUGUUUCUAUCAACACUGAAUUACUUUAGACCUGCGUACAUUUUUAAAAAUAUAAAAGCAAUAACUCCCGUUUUAAAUUAUCUUGUUGAUCCUUGGAAGUAUGAAAAAGGACUGCCACUAACGUAUUCAUUAACGAACAACAGAAUGGCGCUAGAGUUUGAUUUCCCAAAACAUCUGUUUAAGACUUAUUCAAAAGAAGAAAGCAAUGCAUACUUAUCGAAGUUAAAUCAAGAAUUCCAUUUUGUCAUCAUCAUGGAAUAUUUUGCAGAAUCAGUUGUUAUGAUGCGAAGAAUAUUGGGAUGGAGUAUAAAGGAUGUUCUAUACGUGAAAAAGAAUUCAGCGAAGAAAUAUUCGUUUGUUGAUAACACAUACCGUUAUCUGUAUCAGAGAUUUGCAAAACUAGAUUACGAUUUAUAUAAUUUUUACUAUAUUCAAUUGUGGGAAAAAAUUAAACUUGAAGGCAUCGACUUCCAAUUAGAACUCAGUUUCUUUCAGAACCUGCGGAAAGCCGUGGAGGACUAUUGUAUAAAACAUAACCAGACUGUCCGUCCUUAUCACGUACCAGACUCACAGUGGAGUACAGCCUUUAAAGUUACGCGAAAGGACUGUGAUUUGUUGUUAUUAAAUGAGAUGAAAUUCGUCUCCUUGAUCAGACAAAGGCAGCAUACAAAUAGUACAAAUUAUAAAUAA